Molecule: messenger RNA, 4184 nt
Organism: Phyllostomus hastatus (greater spear-nosed bat)
Lineage: Eukaryota; Metazoa; Chordata; Mammalia; Chiroptera; Phyllostomidae
Gene: LHX1
Product: LIM homeobox 1
Exons: 5
Coding region: 1481-2701 (406 amino acids)
Biological process (GO): regulation of transcription by RNA polymerase II; neuron differentiation
Cellular component (GO): nucleus
Molecular function (GO): DNA-binding transcription factor activity, RNA polymerase II-specific; RNA polymerase II transcription regulatory region sequence-specific DNA binding
Source: RefSeq, a predicted model, not a curated record
GAGGGACCGCGAGCCGCUGAUUGGUCGCAGGCCGCCGUGACGUCGGCGGGCGCUGCAUUAAGGCGAGGGGGCUUCUUCAGCUCAGCCAACAGCCAGAAGCAGUGACCGAGCCGCCGGAGCUGGGGAGAGACGCGCGGAGGCGGCAGACUGGGCCGGGAAACCAGGGAUAGAGGGACGCUUGUCCAGGGAGAGCCGGCAACGAACCGCGGCCCGAGCGGCGACAGCGGCAGCUGGUGCCGAGCUGUUUCCGCCGCGCAGAACUGUAGCCGCUGCACCAGGACGUUUUAGAAAGCUCUCCAAGCUACUCCCCCUCCUCUCGACUCCUCCCGCUGCAAAAGAAAAAAAAAAAAAGGAAGGAAGGAAAGAGGCUAGAAAGGAAACCCAGAUUUGCCACCAGAACGAAAAAAGAGGGGAAAAGAAAAAGAAAAGAAAGUCCAGCGACUGUGGGGUUGGACACAGGCAGCCGGAGCGUGGGCCAGCGAUGCGGGGCUGCGCGCCCAGGCGGCCGCGAGUUGUGACCGGAGCCACGAUGCACGGCCAGGCGCGGUGAGGAGCCAGCCCGCUUCACCUCCCGGAAGGGGUCCAGGCGCAGGCGGGGCGGUUCCGAGAACACGGAGGCCGCCGGGCAGGCCCGGGCCGAGGCGACGGGGCUGGGGCGGUGGGGAGCGAUCGAGUGCGCCCGGCUUCGUCCUCCCGGAGUGGUCCCUCUCCGCCUCGACGGACACAAACACUUCUCCAAAAGCGGAGAAACCUAGGCAACCACAGCAGUCAACAAGGAGAUCUUCCUCCGGCCCUCCCCUCCCUUCCUCCCCCCUCGGCGUGACCCCCGCCCCCUCUCCCGGCCCGCCGUGGGCGCCCAGCGCUUCCCGACCCGCUGUGCGAUGCCGGCAGUUUAGGAUCCAAAGCUUCGCUACUCAUUUUCUUCUCUUCCUUUAUAAAAAGAGGAGGGGAAAUCCCGGCGGCGGGCAGCCGGGCACACACCCACCCACCCUCAUACUCCGACAAAAGCAGAUGCACUUUGACUUCUGACAGCUCUACCUCAAGCCCGAGAGAACUCGGCGGCGCUUCCCCUGCAAACAGAGCUCGCCGCGUCGUCCUCUUCGUCCACCGUCUCCGUUUUAUUUAUUUAUUUCCGUUACCGUCACCGUUCUCGGUGACCUUCACUCCUCCGCGAGUUCUGGCCAGAAGAGUCGCUUUCGCGUCCGCCUGAGACUUUUUUCCUCGCCCCGGGAGCUGCGGCGGCGCUGCCGAGCCACGGGGCCUGGGGGCUCCCGGGCUGCGCACCACCGAGGCGUUUCCAACCCCCGUUUGCCUCGCGUUUCCCCCUCUGAUUUCCUGGUGCGGGUUUUGGCUUGCACCCGCGAGUGUGUAACCUCUUUCUGGAGGGGCUGGGGAGCUCGUUUCUUUCGUCUUUGGGAGUCGCCCCCUCGGCUCUGCCUGCUCUCCUCCUUCCCGGCCUCACCCGACCAAACCAAAGACCAUGGUGCACUGUGCCGGCUGCAAAAGGCCCAUCCUGGACCGCUUCCUUCUAAACGUGCUGGACAGGGCCUGGCACGUCAAGUGCGUCCAGUGCUGUGAAUGUAAAUGCAACCUGACCGAGAAGUGCUUCUCCCGGGAAGGCAAGCUCUACUGCAAGAACGACUUCUUCCGGUGUUUCGGUACCAAAUGCGCCGGCUGCGCGCAGGGCAUCUCCCCUAGCGACCUGGUGCGGAGAGCGCGGAGCAAAGUGUUUCACCUGAACUGCUUCACCUGCAUGAUGUGUAACAAGCAGCUCUCCACCGGCGAGGAGCUGUACAUCAUCGAUGAGAACAAGUUCGUUUGCAAAGAGGAUUACCUAAGCAACAGCAGUGUCACCAAAGAGAACAGCCUCCACUCCGCCACCACGGGCAGUGACCCCAGUUUGUCUCCGGACUCCCAAGACCCGUCGCAGGACGACGCCAAGGACUCGGAGAGCGCCAACGUAUCCGACAAGGAAGGGGGCAGCAACGAGAAUGACGACCAGAACCUCGGCGCCAAGCGGCGGGGGCCGCGCACCACCAUUAAAGCCAAGCAGCUGGAGACGCUGAAGGCUGCCUUCGCUGCGACUCCCAAGCCCACGCGCCACAUCCGCGAGCAGCUGGCUCAGGAGACUGGCCUCAACAUGCGCGUCAUUCAGGUCUGGUUCCAGAACCGACGCUCCAAGGAACGCAGGAUGAAGCAGCUGAGCGCGCUGGGCGCCCGGCGUCACGCCUUCUUCCGCAGUCCGCGGCGGAUGCGGCCGCUCGUGGACCGCCUGGAGCCGGGCGAGCUCAUCCCCAACGGGCCCUUCUCCUUCUACGGAGAUUACCAGAGCGAGUACUACGGGCCCGGGGGCAACUACGACUUCUUCCCGCAAGGCCCCCCGUCCUCGCAGGCUCAGACGCCGGUGGACCUACCCUUCGUGUCUUCGUCCGGGCCGUCUGGGACACCCCUGGGCGGCCUGGAGCACCCUUUACCUGGCCACCACCCGUCGAGUGAGGCGCAGCGGUUCACCGACAUCCUGGCGCAUCCCCCUGGGGACUCGCCCAGCCCCGAGCCCAGCCUGCCCGGGCCUCUGCACUCAAUGUCCGCUGAGGUCUUUGGUCCCAGCCCGCCCUUCUCCUCGCUGUCGGUCAACGGUGGCGCGAGCUACGGGAACCACCUGUCUCACCCUCCCGAAAUGAACGAGGCGGCCGUGUGGUAGCGGGGUCUCGCACAGUCCGCGGAGCUCGUGGUUGUACAGAAACGGACUUUUAUUUAAGAAAAAUAGAAAAAAGAAAAAAAAAACACAAAAAGCAAGCUACACCCCCCACCUUCCUCCAGCCUCGGGGACCAUUUUCCAUCCGGGGAGACCGGAUGGUAAAGGGGGACAUGAAAUAGGAUCCAAAUCUGCCUGGAGGGAGGACCGGGAUGCGAGAGCUGGCUGGCAGGGUGCAGGACUGGGGCUCCGGAAGGGAAGCGCAGACCUCUCCCCAGCUCGCGCCUGGACCCGGCUCCGCGGACUGAUACCGCGGGCGUGCGCGUCUAACCAGCGGGCGGCACAGAAGCAACCGGCGGCGGCUGGGGCGCACAGCACAGCGGUCGGACCAGGAGCCGCGGGGAGGGAGGCCGCGCCUGCAGCGGGAUUGGGCGGUGAAGCGUCCCGGGGCGCUGCCAGGCCAGCCAGGAGGGUUCUGGCUCUGGGAAACGUAAUAGUGUUGGUCUCAGCAACAGCGACAACAAACUCGUAUAGCUUCAGAAACACCGACCUGCUGUGCAUCAGGUGGGACUAUAUAUAUAUAUAUUUUUCGUCUCUCUGGGUUUUUUGUUUCUUUUCGUUUUUGCCAAAAUUGCAAAAUUCUCAAUGUCAAGCCCUCAGUAUCAACUCUUCUACCUUCACAAAACUCGACACACACAGAUGAACAGACACACUGGAUAGGUGGUCUCCAGCCAGGCCUCUCAGUGAAACGACUUGAAAAUCAGCUGUACUAGGAAAAGUAUUUUACUUUCACACACACACACACACACACACACACACACACACACACACACACACACAGUUAAAAAAAGACUAAUGAACUAAAAACAGUCAACUGUUUACGUAUAAUGUUAAAUUCAGGAGUUCAGUGUUUUACUAAUAUAUCCUGUUUUGAAACCUCUUGUUCAAAAGCAAAAUGUUUUGAACAAUCAACCAAAAUUGUUCAUUUUCUUUUCCUGUAGAUGUUCUGACAGAUUUGCAGGGCUCACAGCUCACUGUGCUAGUAUGUAAAAAGGUGUUGUUUACACGAGGCAAAGAGAAAACACGACAUUCGGACACUUGCCAAAUAGAAUAAUUAUAGCACAAAUACUGUAAAGGUGCCUGGCACCACGACCUGAGAAAGUGUUAAAAAAAAGUGUUACAAGGUUUAAGAAAAAACAUCUUUGCUAAUUUUUAGUCCUGUUGAACAUUCAUGGAAUUGUUAAUAUGACUUAUAUAGACCCACACAGGUUUUAUUUUUGUGUCUUUAAAAUAAAAGUCCAAAAUAUUUAAAUUUUAUGGUCAAAUAUGCAGUCAAUAGCUGCUACUUUUUUCUUUAUAUAUUAAAUUUCUCAUAUGUCUUUUAUUGUUCUGAUAAACCUAAGCUUGUGUGACCUCCAGUGCAUAUUAGACCAUUCACUGUAUGAAAGAAAACAUGUUGAAUAAAUUUGUGAGUUUUUAAUAAAAAUAG